UUCAUUUAUUAUAUUGUUCAGAUUUCAUACCACUACUUUGAGUACAUGAUUAAUAACUUCAAAAAGUAAGGGCUUCAUAAAACGAAAAAUAUAUUUAGUUUGAUUGCGGGAUUGGAGUAAGGUAUUAACGAUGUCUUCCUGUACUACAUUCUCUUGCUACCUGCAAAGUUUAAAAACGUCAGCAGAACUUGAGGGAAAAUUAGACGGUAACGAAAGCAUGGACAUAUCUAAUGAAGAAUUUGCUGAAAGGAUGCGCCAAGCAUCUGAAGAUAAACUCAAAAGUUUGAACUCUAACACUUCGAACAACUUCCGGGUGAUAUUUCCCGUUAUUCUUGUCAUAUCUAUAUUAGUUGUAAUUGCCGUGGGAUUUUUGAUACACCGCCUUAUCUCAUCAUUUGUUUGGAAUAAUUGGGCGAUGCCUCCUGAAUCCCAAGAACAAGACUGCCCGCGAUCAGGGAGGUUUAGACGAAGAGGGAGAGGGGUUGUUAGAACCAUCAGUUCUUACGUUGAUGUGCCACCUAGUUAUCGUCAAGUUAUGAAAACGAAAAAGUCAGAAAUGCUACCUCCAACGUAUCAAGAAGUAAUGACUGGAGCUGUUAACUGCGCCUAUGUUUCGGACGAAGAUUCUGUAACAACAUUAGGAAGGUAUCAAAUCAACAUAGACGACGGUGAUGCUGGUGAAAAAGGCAAUACGAAUUCUUUGGUUCAUUCUCGAACACAUCCAAAGACAAUAAACGACGUUCAUAAUAUUUUAGUACACACUGCUGAAAUAUUUUCACCUCCAACUCCAAAUAACGAAGUUACUAGUUCGGACGAGCAGCCUCGAGAUAACCCGCUGACUGGGUCUGACGAAUCUGUGGAAAGUUUGUCUUCUGGUGUUACUGUUGUUACUAUUGCUGACAUCAAUAUUAGAUAUUCAGAUGAUGAUGUAAUAAGUUCUGAAAACAGUGAAACAGACAGUCAAAGUGACAUCAGUGAAACAAUAUGUUCAGCUGUAUAAACUCUGUUAAAUGCACGAAGUUGUUCAUUUUGAACGGACAAUGAUAUCGUGGCAAUGAAGAAAACCCAUCCGCCGCACGUUCCCGACUCACAGUAAUACACUCGGCGAAAGUACACACUAUUUUUUUUUAGUAUCCGUAAGCGGGUAUUGCCAUACCGAAUAGCGUCUUCGGGCUAAGUUCAUAUCCAAGUUAAGUCACCCGAUCAGAGUACUUGAGUGCUAUAUUCAGUUAUGUUUUUUAUGCUUAUUGUGAUCUUCUUCCAAAUUGAGCCGCAUUUUAAUCUUUAUUCAAUCCAUGUUUCUCUUUAUGUAUAUGCAAGAAAUGAUAAUGGCUACAAGGCUCAAGAGGCAGGUUGUUUUCUUCACGCCACAAGCUUUCAGAUUAGCAUUCAAGAAGUCUCAUCUUAUACUUUUGUUAUAAAAUUAUCAUAUGAAGAUAUAAGUAAAUUAUUGCGUUGGCGAAUUGUAUUUAUACCAGUAGCCUUAUUAUUUCAAUUCGUUAAUGAGGAUCUACAGACUCUAGUAAAAAAUGGGCGUUUACUUAGCUAACAUACGAACAAAAUAAUUGAUUUCACUAUAGGAACUAGCGUAAAUAUCUUGAUUAAAUAUUAAGUAUUAGUUGAAUCAUGUACCAUAAAACAUGAAUGGUGGUCACUGCCGAUUUCUCACCUACUCGUGCCGUAAAACGCAUUGCACUAAUGCGCCUUUUAUUCUUUCGGCACCGGAAAGCGUACAUUUUUGUUGAUAACAAAACUCGAUAUGCACUGUAUUUAUGUAUUUGUACCUCAAUUUUGCGCCCUCCAAGUGCGAUUUAAUAGUCGUUUCAUUGUACUUUUUACGCACUGAAAACAAUUUUUGUUUGAAAA
Styela clava is the source of this 1866-nucleotide messenger RNA. RefSeq lists its product as uncharacterized. Lineage: Eukaryota; Metazoa; Chordata; Ascidiacea; Stolidobranchia; Styelidae. The record is from RefSeq and is a predicted model, not a curated record.